Messenger RNA from Striga asiatica, 1440 nucleotides. The record is from the annotation of a GenBank genome assembly. Lineage: Eukaryota; Viridiplantae; Streptophyta; Magnoliopsida; Lamiales; Orobanchaceae.
CAGAGUCGUACUUGUUUGUCAUUUUUUUGUUUCAAUUUCACAUUUCCUCUCAAAUCACCAUUUUCUCGGAGGAUUUUCAGUUCUAUGGAUUUUCCUUUUCUUUUCCACGGAACACGAUGAUGACCUUCUUCUCUAUGAAAUAAGUAGCUCGUUUGUUCGAUUCUGUUUCCUCUUUCCCUUUUGUUCUUUACGGGUCAAGGCUUCAAUGGAUACAGCGGCAACUCAUAGGCAAACGGAGAUUAAUUGGGACAAGCUCAAUAAAACUAAAUUCUACGUUGUUGGGGCUGGAAUUUUUUCGGGAGUUACAGUGGCACUUUACCCGAUCUCAGUCGUGAAGACCCGAAUGCAAGUUGCGUCACACGGCUCCGUGGAAAGAAAUGCGAUUUCUGUUAUCAGAGGCCUGCUCAAAACAGAUGGGAUUGCCGGUUUCUAUAGAGGUUUUGGGACUGUGGUCACGGGAGCUAUACCCACUCGAGUCAUAUUUCUCACCACAUUAGAGACAACAAAAGUGGCUGCUUUCAAAAUGGUCGAGCCUUUCAAAUUGUCUGAACCCACGAAGGCGGCUAUAGCCAACGGGUUUGCCGGCAUGAUGGCUUCUCUCUGUACCCAAUCUGUGUUUGUUCCAGUUGACGUGGUUAGUCAGAGAUUAAUGGUGCAAGGGUAUUCAGGCCAUGCGGCCUACAAUGGGGGUCUGGAUGUCGUGCGUAAGGUCAUAAAGUCUGAUGGAAUUCGUGGAUUAUAUCGAGGAUUUGGUCUGUCUGUGAUCACUUAUUCUCCAUCGAGUGCCGUCUGGUGGGCAAGCUAUGGUGCGAGCCAACGCUUCAUCUGGAGACACUUGGAUGAUGGCAUUGCAGCUCCAAACAAGCGCAACAUUGUUUUGGUCCAAGCUGCCGGAGGCAUUAUUGCUGGUGCCACUGCAUCAUGUAUAACAACUCCACUGGACACAAUUAAAACACGUUUGCAAGUAAUGGGUCAUGAAACAAGACCAAGUGCAAGGCAAGUAGUUAAGGAUUUGAUUGCUGAAGAUGGGUGGACUGGAUUUUAUCGAGGUCUUGGCCCUAGAUUUUUCAGUAUGUCAGCUUGGGGAACCUCAAUGAUUCUGGCGUAUGAAUAUCUAAAGCGCUUGUGUGCAAAUGAUGAAUAGGCUAGCCAAGCUAAUAUGAGCCGGAUCCCAUGAACCCCAAAUACCAAGUAUCUUUCCAAGGGACACAGGUUUGUUUUGUUUAGGUUUGUGACAAUACAGAGAUACAUGUUUGGUAGUAUUAUUUGAUCAUUCACCAAAAAUACUGAAAACACUUGGUGACGUAAUUUUUUACUAGUGGGAUAAUCAAAUUCUUUUGUAAUUCUUGUGUAUCAAUAAUGUAACAUUUGUACUCGUGAUCAAAGAUUUGUAAAAUAUAAUUCUAGAUUAUGUAUUCUGCACUAGUAUCGUUAUUCAUG